This is a messenger RNA of Clonostachys byssicola, 201 nucleotides long. Lineage: Eukaryota; Fungi; Ascomycota; Sordariomycetes; Hypocreales; Bionectriaceae. The record is from the annotation of a GenBank genome assembly.
AUGGCAGCCAGCGCAGCAACGGAGUCAUUCAUCACCACCGCCCAGCUGUUGUCCGCCAGCAUCGGGCGCCUUAAGCCGACCCUCAUGGCCAUCAUGGCGGACUCAACCAAGACAUUUCGCCCCUCGCCAGUAUGGUGCGAGCUGCUUGCCGUCAGCUUGCUCAUGAGGAGGGGGGCUUUCGUCCUUGGAUAUGGGCAAUAG